AUGAAAGCCACAGAAACAACAACACCACCACCACUAGAAACCACACCGCUAGAAACUACAACAUUAGAAACCACACCACUCAUUCAACAAGAAGAACCCACAACCGCAUGUACGAUCAGCAUCUCCAAUACAGACCACCCCAACAACAACAAAACAAGCCGUAACAACAACGAUAACAAAAAAAGCAAAGGAAAAAUGAAACCACCAAUAGGACAAACAAACUUUUGCUUUGAUUUUAUCGCGUAUUGGCUUGCGACACUGGGCUCGUUGUUGUUCAUUAGUAUCGUUUGGUAUGUGAACCUCAAAGGGGAUUACAUGUUGUUUAUGUGGCAUCCCAUUUCGAUGUCUGCUAGCGUAUUUUUAUUGACUCAAGGUAUUUUGGUCUUGCAAAGAACACAAAAACCAAAAGAAAAGAAACGAGGAUUAGAUUACCAUCAAAUUCUACAGUAUAUAUCAACUAUCCUCGGAAUAUUUGGAUUUGCAAUAGCAGUAUACAACAAAUCAAUUCAUAAUAAACGACACCUCCAAUCGUGGCACGCAAUAUUCGGACUAUCCCUAUUCCUGCUAAUAUUCGCACAGCUAAUAUUCGGUCUAGCAAUCACAACCUGUCCUCGUCUGGUAUUCGGGUCGGCAUUGCGUGCCAAAAAACUGUACAAGUAUCAUCGAAUAAUCGGCUACAUUUUCCUGGUGUUGGCCUGGGUGACAAUGUUUACCGGUACGCAGGUCGGUCGCACCAAACGCGAAUUCGAUUAUUUGUAUGUGUGGGUGAUGACGUUAGUGGUUGUGUUUGUGGGUGUUGUUGAUCGUGUUAAUAGGCAGAAAGUAGGAUUUUAA
Messenger RNA from Ambispora gerdemannii, 834 nucleotides. NCBI's taxonomy places the organism in Eukaryota, Fungi, Glomeromycota, Glomeromycetes, Archaeosporales, Ambisporaceae. The record is from the annotation of a GenBank genome assembly.